UAAAAUUGUAUACAUACAAUACAUAUAUUAGACUACAGAGCUAAAAUUACAAACUAUGAAAAAUUAGUAAAAAAUUCUAACGUCAUUCGUAACCUCAACCCCAAGUAUGUCAAUGCCAUGAAAGUGUAAGUAAAAAGUAAACUUAAAAUCCGCCCUCCUUUCCGCUUGUUCACCUUCAACCUUCACCGCUUUGAACUCAGUACAGCCCGCGCUGACCUUAUUGCCGGCCACCACAACUCGACAAAGGCAUUCGUGAUUACUCGAAAACCUGAAAGUAAGUUAGAUAAAUAAAUUUUAUGAAUUUUGCGGCAAAAGUUUUGUGUUUUGUUCAACAAGCAGUGAAAAUCCAAGUGCAAGUUCAACAAAAGAAAAUAUAAAUAACAACAUAAAGCAAAAAAAUUAAAAUAAAAAAAAAAUAAAAAUAAAAUGAAAGAAGAAUUCAAUUAAAACCAUUAAACAACAAGUGUGCGGAAAGUCUCAAUUUCGGCGUAUUAAGUAAAUUGAAGUCACUUCAAAAAUAUUUUAGCAGCAUAAGGGCAUUCAGUCUUUCAAGCCAAAAUGUUUUUGCGGCGUAGUCAACAGGCUGGCAACAAUUUGCUGCACAUCACAAUGAUGAUAGUCUUUGGGUUGGCGAAUCUAAAUAAUGGGCUUACUUCGUACGUUACACAGGAUAACUUUAAUAAUGAACAACACCGAAAUAUAAAUCAAAAUUUAAUUAUGUCACCUGCGUCGGCUGGAAUUUCCGGCCCCAUCGUGACAAAUAAUUUUAAUGGAGCAACAGCGGCACAGCCGCCUCCAUUGCCGGCCACCGGCCAUGGCACUUUUUAUGGCAGCUAUAGUGCCGCCUUCACAGCCCCAUCAGAUAUGCCUUAUCCGCCCUCUUCAAUUUCGGCGUCAUCAUCGUUUCAUCAUCAACAUCAACUACAGCAACAACAAUCACAACAGUUGAAUUUACAACAGCCAUACCAUCAAACAAGUGGGAGUAGCAUAACAAGUUUUGAUUCAGCAAAUGUAAUUGAUGAACGACACCAACAACGCCACUCACAUCAGCAUCAGCAGCAACAACAGCAACAACAGCUGCAGUUGCAGCACAUAGCACGCCCAAUACAUAGAGUGGUGGGCGUAGGUGGAGGUGGCGAGCACAACAGCCUUGGCGAAGUGGCGCAAGGCAGCUCAGCCGAGAGUGCCAAUGUUGGCUUAGAUGAAAUCUACGCGGCGCCCAUGUACUUCGGCACAGAGAACUCAACCGUUGUGACGACGCAAAUCGGUGCGACCGCGCACAUACCCUGCUCCGUGCAUAACAUUGGCGAUGGCGUGGUUUCUUGGAUACGCAAAAAAGAUUAUCAUCUACUGACUGUGGGGUUGACCACCUAUAGCAGCGAUGAGCGGUUUAGCGCCACACAUUUAAAACAUUCAGAGGAUUGGACGCUGCAAAUAAAAUUCGUGCAACUACGUGAUGCUGGCGUCUACGAGUGCCAAGUGUCAACCCAUCCGCCCACAUCGAUAUUUCUGCAUUUGAAUGUUGUCGCACGCGCCGAAAUUACAGGCCCGCCAAUACGAUAUUUGACGCCUGGCUCUACACUGCGCCUGCAAUGUCGUGUUGUGCAAAAUACGGAGGCGUCAGAGUUUAUAUUUUGGUAUCAUGACAACCGCAUGAUCAACUACGACAGCGAUCGAGGCAUAAAUGUUUCAACGGAUCCAGAUUUCCAAUCAUCAGAGCUAACAAUUCAACGAACACGGCGUGAGCAUUCGGGAAAUUUCACUUGUGUGGCUAGCAAUACACAACCUGCAAGCGUGUUAGUGCAUAUUUUUAAAGGUGAUAAUCCAGCAGCGAUGUAUCAUGGGCAUGUCGGCGGCUCGACUAAAUCAUAUCAAACGCAUUUGCAUGGCAUUAUAGCCAUAAUAGCUAUGGCCUACCGAAUACUACAGACAUAUAUACAUGUAAACCUGGGAUAAUUACAGAUGAGACAACAACGGCCAUAAUGACGCAUCAAAGUGAAACUGCGCAUACACAUAUGAACACAUACAUACGUAUGUAUGUUUACAUAGUAUAAAAGGCGGGACUGGAAACAAAAAUAAACAAAAUGUAAACACACACAAAAAUUUAUUUGGGUAAGCACGCUAUAUGGCCGCGAAACUGGAGCAACUUAUACUCACACACUGACAGACACACAAAACUACACCAACACAUAUAUGUACGAGUAGUUAGUUAAGUUGAAUAAUGUAAUGAGGCUUUGAAUAGGCGGCAGCAUAACUAUAUUUUUAAGUACAUAUGUACAUAUAAAUAUGCGUAUAAUUAUAGUAAGUAUAUAGGCGUGUGUUAAUAGUUAAGGGCAAGUGAACGAAUUAGGAUGAAUACAAAAAAUAUAGAAAAAAAAACCGUAAUGAUGUGCAGUAGUCUGAGAAUUAAAAAAAA
Molecule: messenger RNA, 2416 nt
Organism: Rhagoletis zephyria (snowberry fruit fly)
Lineage: Eukaryota; Metazoa; Arthropoda; Insecta; Diptera; Tephritidae
Gene: dpr13
Product: defective proboscis extension response 13
Biological process (GO): synapse organization
Cellular component (GO): neuron projection membrane
Source: RefSeq, a predicted model, not a curated record